CCCUUUAAUUAAACGAAACACUAGCAUCAGAUUCUUGUGUUAGAAGUACAAUCUGAGAAGUCUCCCUGUGAGAAAAUGGCAUCCUACCAAAUCUUAGCUUUCGCAGCUUUGUUCUUGAUCUUGUUACCCGUAGCUGUUAAUGGAGAUUUAGAUGACUUAUCUCCUGCUCUAUCUCCUUUCUAUGAUAGGUUGUGUGAUGAUGUUGAUUGUGGAAAGGGAACAUGCAAAGCAGACAUAAGCUACCCUUUGAACUACAUCUGUGAGUGUGAUGCUGGUUGGAAAAGAACUCAAGAUGACAGUGAUGAUGAUGAUGAUCAUAAGUUUCUGCCAUGCGUUAUUCCCAACUGCACUCUUGACUACUCUUGUCAACCAGCUCCUCCUCCAGUACCUCAGCGAGAAGUCCCUCGCAAUUCAUCUUUAUUUGAUCCUUGCUAUUGGGCAUACUGUGGAGAAGGAACCUGCAACAAAACUGCAACAUACAAGUACGUAUGCGAAUGCAGAUCUGGGUUUUCCAAUCUUCUCAAUAGGACAUACUUCCCUUGCUACAGUCAAUGUACCCUCGGAUCCGAUUGCUCCCGCCUCGGGAUUACGGUCGAAAGUCAAGAAGUUACACCCGAUGGUGGAGUAGGGAAAGCCAACACAUUCCUUCCAGGGAAGCUUCAUUGGGUGGCUAUUGGGAUGAUGUCCCUGGCUAUAGUUCUAUGGUAGUAGCUUAAAGUGGACCCUCAGUCACCAGUCUGCAGUUUCAUCACUGAGAGUCGAUUUUACUUGGAUAUUUGAUGAUUUAUGUUUAUUUGAUUAUUGUUCCGGGUUCUUCUUUAUAUAUAUAUAUAUAUAUAUAUACAUUAUUCAUUUCUGUAUAAAUAAGUCAGACCUGGUGAGGGAUGCUGUUUUGUACUCAACUCUAUUUGUAUACUGUGGUUAUUUUUUAGUAUAUACUUGUAUAUAUUCUUUUUUUUGGGGUUA
Molecule: messenger RNA, 966 nt
Organism: Gossypium raimondii (Peruvian cotton)
Lineage: Eukaryota; Viridiplantae; Streptophyta; Magnoliopsida; Malvales; Malvaceae
Exons: 6
Coding region: 76-708 (210 amino acids)
Source: RefSeq, a predicted model, not a curated record